Molecule: messenger RNA, 901 nt
Organism: Sphaeramia orbicularis (orbiculate cardinalfish)
Lineage: Eukaryota; Metazoa; Chordata; Actinopteri; Kurtiformes; Apogonidae
Gene: smkr1
Product: small lysine rich protein 1
Exons: 3
Coding region: 221-481 (86 amino acids)
Source: RefSeq, a predicted model, not a curated record
CAUCCGCGGUUGAACAAAAGAGUUUGGGGGCUUGCAUGUGGUGACAAUCCCUCAUUCAUGACUUGGCCCGCCCUGUCUCUUUGACAACAGAAGUAAACAAAUGGGGUAUCACUGUACCAGUGGAGGCCAUUCAGCUUCCACAUUCAACAGUGCCAACUACAGAACUGAUGAGGGACAUUUCUGACAUUAUCAAAUAAGAGCUGACCUUGAUCUUGUCAUUAUGCCUACAAAAUCUAGGAAGUCAAGAUCCCACAGUUCUAGGCCUGCCAAGAAGACUGGGAGUCAAAAAACACCCAAGAAGAGGUCCACAAGUGCCAAAUCCACCAAGAAGGAAGUGGAUAUCUUCAGCCCUGCGGCCAUGGAGAAUCUGUACUACAUUUCACACAAUGCAGUGGAUUGUCUGGAAUUCAGAGGCUUUGGGCAGCCAAAUUCAAAGAAAAAGAAGAAAAAGAGUAAGCGUGUGAAAAAGAACAAAAAGUAACCACACGUUUUUGCCAAUGAUGACAGUGUGUAUAGUAUUGUAGUUGGUUAUGUUUAAAUAUCACCAUCUAGUGGACAGACUAGUAAUAACAGCCCAAGUAAACAAGGUUAUGACAACAGGUCGUAAUGCAGGAAUACUGAUCACACAACACAAAGUCUUACAGGAUUGUUAAGAUACUUGUGCCAUUAAUGAACUCUUGAUUAUUGAGGCAAAGACUUUGAAAUUGUCAACAACAACUUUAUUUGAAGCUGAAUGAUCAGUUAUAUUUGUACAAAUAUAGCAAGGUUGGCAAAUGUUACUGACAAUUUGAAAGGCAGUUACAGAAAAAAAAAUCUUAUCUGUGUGGAAUCGGAAGUCAUAACAGGAAAAUGCAUGAAAUAUUAUGUAUUUUGGAGAAUGUAAUGUGCACCAUAUGUGGAG